AAAUUUUCUUACCACCGGGGCUGUGUUUUUUGUUUACUGUAACGGUCCGACUUCUUACACCAAUGUAACUCACCGGAAUACUAGAGUGCUUGCUGAUAAAUUUUUGAUACGAAGAAUUUUAAACGUCAACAUCUACGAUCAAAAAAAUUGUAUGCUAUUAGGCAACCGUGUGCUUAAUUUAUCUCACGGAAUCUUGAAUCUCCAAUCCGGUCGCCCAAACAUCGACUUAUCUUUAAUUCUUUCCGAAUAAAAAGGCAAUAAUGAAGAAAGCUCGAGCUCCGGCUUACGCUUCAAGCCACGAGGAAAGCGAAAACGACAGCGACGAGACAGAAUGUAGCAUCGGAAGCAACUCUACCGCUGGAACUCACCGUAGUGAUACUCCUAAUGGGGCAAAGCCGCGUAAGAAGGGUCGUAGACGCAGCAAGACGACAAAAAAUAAGCCAGUUAAUGACAAGCCACUGUAUAAAUAUUGCUGUAGCAUAAAAGAGGACCAUGGCCAGCCGCUAUUUGGAGUCCAAUUCAACCACCACCUGAAGGAAGGUGAACCUCUGAUCUUCGCCUCGGUGGGUAGUAAUCGGGUGAGCAUCUACGAGUGUCCUGAAGGGGCAAACAUCAGACUGCUCCAGUGCUACUCAGAUCCAGACAGUGAGGAAAACUUUUACACCUGCGCGUGGACCUUUGACGAGCUGGGAAAACCUUUGCUGGCCGUCGCCGGCUCCAGAGGUGUCAUCAGGAUUAUCAGCCCAGUGACAAUGACCUGUGUCAAGCAUUACAUUGGACACGGACACGCGAUAAACGAGUUAAAAAUCCACCCACGAGAUUCCAACGUUUUGCUGUCUGCGUCCAAAGACCACGCUUUGAGGCUCUGGAAUAUAAAAACUGACGUGUGCAUUGCGAUCUUUGGUGGCGUUGAAGGUCAUCGGGACGAAGUCCUCAGCGCAGACUUUGACAUGAAAGGUCAAAGAAUUAUUUCCUGCGGGAUGGAUCACGCUCUGAAGCUAUGGUCUUUGGAUAAGCCGGACAUGAAAGAGGCAAUAAAGCAGUCUUACUUUUGCAACCCAGCGAGAAAUAGCCGUCCGUUUGAUUCUAUUCUUCAGCACUUUCCGGAUUUCACCACCCGAGACGUUCACAGGAACUACGUUGAUUGUGUCAAGUGGUACGGAGACUUUAUUCUCAGUAAGAGUUGCGAAAAUUGUAUCGUCUGCUGGAAGCCUGGUCGCUUGGAGGACUCUCAAUUGAGAAACAACGAGACCAGCGCGACGGUGAUGCAUCGGUUUGAAUUCAAAGAAUGUGAUAUCUGGUUCAUAAGGUUCUCAAUGGACUUUUGGCAACGAACGAUUGCCCUGGGUAACCAGGUAGGUAGAACUUAUGUCUGGGACCUGGAUGUUGAAGAGCCUGGCCAAGCUAGGUGCUUCACGUUGCAGCAUCCUCGGUGCACUGCACCAAUUAGACAGACCAGUUUAAGUCGUGAUGGAUCUGUUCUUUUGUGUGUCUGCGAUGAUGCUACUGUCUGGAGGUGGAACCGAGAUGAUUAGUUACUUUUAUUAUUAUUUAUCAUUAAAUUAAUGUAUAUUUAAUUUGAAGCGAGAGCUGCUAAGGCUGCGCCGAAUGCUGCGUCUCCGGAUUGUCCUAGUUCUAAGGGUAGUUUGUACCAAUUUGUAACUUCUUUUUGUAAGACUGGAUUACGCACUAGUCCAGAGCCGUUUCCUACUAUACGUUUUAUACCUUUUGCUUUCAACAAGUCCUGUGACAUCAUACUGAAAAUAAAUAUUCAUAUUUUUAUAUUU
This is a messenger RNA of Cotesia glomerata, 1787 nucleotides long. Its product is annotated as polycomb protein EED. Gene Ontology annotation, molecular function: nucleosome binding; protein binding. Lineage: Eukaryota; Metazoa; Arthropoda; Insecta; Hymenoptera; Braconidae. Gene Ontology annotation, biological process: negative regulation of transcription by RNA polymerase II. The record is from RefSeq and is a predicted model, not a curated record. The coding region runs from base 261 to 1535 and encodes 424 amino acids. The transcript has 3 exons. Gene Ontology annotation, cellular component: ESC/E(Z) complex.